AUGUCUGUUUGGAGAAAGGCUGGUUUAACUUACAACUCUUACUUGGCGGUAGCUGCUAAGACCAUUCGCUCAGCUUUGAAGACUGAAUUACAAUCUGCCGCUAUUUUAGGUAGAUCCGUCACUGAAGCUAAGAUUAUUGAAUAUAAAACACCUGGCGCAGCCUCUGAACCUGUUCCAUUAAAGAAUUAG
Eremothecium sinecaudum is the source of this 189-nucleotide messenger RNA. It is a transcript of the gene ATP15, whose product is annotated as F1F0 ATP synthase subunit epsilon. Gene Ontology annotation, molecular function: proton-transporting ATP synthase activity, rotational mechanism. The record is from RefSeq and is a predicted model, not a curated record. The transcript has a single exon. The coding region runs from base 1 to 189 and encodes 62 amino acids. Gene Ontology annotation, biological process: proton motive force-driven ATP synthesis. NCBI's taxonomy places the organism in Eukaryota, Fungi, Ascomycota, Saccharomycetes, Saccharomycetales, Saccharomycetaceae.